Molecule: messenger RNA, 1875 nt
Organism: Pocillopora verrucosa
Lineage: Eukaryota; Metazoa; Cnidaria; Anthozoa; Scleractinia; Pocilloporidae
Product: MFS-type transporter SLC18B1
Biological process (GO): transmembrane transport
Molecular function (GO): transmembrane transporter activity
Source: RefSeq, a predicted model, not a curated record
AGCUGUUACCCUCCCCCGGAGUGGAAUAGAUUUGUCCUCACUCCAGUUGACCUCCAACAUACCGUUAAACAAGGGCAUAUGUCCAGCAUACAAUGUCGACCCGGAGGCCAAGUUAUUCUCGUAUCGCAAGUGUUAACGCCAGUCCCAUUUUCCGCAAGCAGUCCAGUGUAUCUUCGGCCGAUUUCUUUGGGGAGCACCCGCCCGAUGAUACAGAUGACGGAUCAUCUGAUGGAACACAAAAUGGCAUCUGGAAUACGACGAGGAGUAAACUCACACUGGUGUCUCUGUGUCUUGUUUACUUCGCGGCGACAGCCUCUUUCGCGAUUCUCUCUCCCUUUUUUCCCGGAGAGGCACAAGAAAUGAAUGCCUCAGGUACUGAGAUUGGUCUCAUCUUUGGAAUAUAUCCCCUGGUGGUGUUUGUUGUGGCACCACUAAUAGGAGUCUUGCUCCCAACAGUUGGUCCAAGAUUCACAUUGACAGCAGGACUGUUCCUUUGUGCUGGAUCACAGAUAUUAUUUGGAUUUGUAUCAAUGUUACCCAAGGGUGUAGUUUUUGUGGUUUUCUGUUUCCUCCUUCGAGUUGUGAUGGCAAUGGGUGGAGCUGCAGCAGACACUGCAUCAUUUGCUAUCGUAGCAGGAGAAUUUGGCUCCAAUAUAGGCACAGUGACGGGAGCCAUGGAGACAUUUACUGGUCUGGGCUUUAUGCUAGGUCCACCUCUGGGUGGAGUUUUAUAUUCUGCUGGCGGAUUUAAACUUCCGUUUAUCGUGCUUGGUGGCCUUCUUUUGUCAAUACUUCCUGUGGUUAUGCUUAUUUUACCAAAAGACCAAGACCUUCCGCGAAAAGUAGACACUGGCUCACUACUUCGAAUGACAAAGAUUCCAGGAAUUGCUGUGAUAGGUUUAUCUAUCCUUGUAUCGGGAUUAGUGCUGGGUUUUUUAGAUCCAACAUUUGCGCCCUAUAUGAAGAAGUUUGGACUUGGUCCCAGUAAAGUUGGUUUACUCUUCCUCCUUUGUGCCGGAUGUUACGCUAUUUCAGCUCCAUUGGUUGGCUGGAUAAGUGAUAAGACGGGGAGAACACGUGUGGUCAUAAUUAUUGGCGCAGCUUUCGUAAUUAUUGGGAUUUCGAUGCUGGCUCCGGCUCCAUUCCUAACAUUUCUUCCUCAAAGGAAGGUAUGGUUGGUGUGUGUAUCCAUGGGUAUGUUAGGUGCUGCCGUCAGUGCGUAUCAAGUACCUUGUAUGCCAGACAUGUUGGAAACAGCCAGGGAACAUGGAAUGCCCGAUGACAUCACUACCCAUGGAGUGCUCUCCGGUAUUUUCAAUGCGACGGCAAGUAUAGGUGCUUUUUUAGGACCAACCAUCAGUGGAUUGACAGAAAACUAUUUGACAUUUCAGUGGUCAACUGUGGUGCUAGCAGGGAUUCUUGGAUUUCAGGUUGUUGUCCUGACUCUCUUUACAGUAUUUGAUCAAGGAAGAAAAAGAAUGCGGAGUUAUAGUGAAAGAAGAAAAGAACCUUUUGAGAAAGAUACUCAUGUACAAGUAUAACAAUUGUUGUGUUUCGUGGAGUCAGAUACAUAUAGACACUUUGUUUCAGGACGGAUGAUGGCUCAGUUGUUCUUUGUCUAAUUUGGUUCUGAUAGCCGUUUUAUUCUGUGCGCUCUUAAGGAUCUGGGGCCACGUUUUAAUCUUGUGAGCUCUGUUCUCAACAAUGCUAGUUUAAGAAUAAAGUGAUACGGUAGACAGUAACUGAACUCAGUCGCAAAAUACUCUCCUCGAAUCACACAACUUACUUUCAAUUCGUAUUGUAUUCAGAAAUAAAGAACAUUUUGUUUGCGAGAAUUUGCAUAUAAAUAUAAUAACGCGGCGGUAAGUUAUAAUA